CGAGGUCUAAUAAUAAAAUAUGUUAGAAGCUAGAAUGUCAGAAGCAGGUACCUUGAAAAAGGUACUCGAUGCUGUUAGAGAUUUAAUCUCAGACGCUAAUUGGGAGUGUAACGAAGAUGGUAUUUCGCUCCAAGCUAUGGAUAACUCACACGUAGCAUUGGUCACUGUACACCUCUCACAAGAUGCAUUUGAACCAUACAGAUGCGACCGUAACAUGCCACUUGGUAUCAACCUUGGUAGCUUAACCAAAGUUAUUAAAUGUGCAAAGGACAAUGAUCUUGUCACUCUCAAGGCUGAUGACUCUGGUGAAAGUCUAGGAUUGACAUUUGAAAGCUCAAACACUGAUAGAAUCGGUGAAUAUUCUAUUAAGUUACUUGAUAUUGAUCAGGAGCAUCUUGGUAUUCCAGUAACACAAUAUGACAGUGUCAUUUCUAUGCCUUCUUCUGAAUUCCAGCGCAUUUGCCGCGAUCUAUCACAAUUAGGUGAAUCCAUCCGUAUUGACGCUUCAAAAGAAGGUAUUAGAUUCUCAGUUGAAGGCGACGUUGGUAAAGCAUCCGUUUUGCUUAAGCAAUCUUCUGGUGCUAGUAUUGAAAGAGAAGAAGAGAGUGAAGAAGAGGAAGAAGAAGAGGAAGAUGAAGAUGAAGAUGUUAAGCCAAACGUUGAUGAAGAUGAGGAGGGAGACGUCAAACCAAAGGAUAAGAAGAGAAAAUCAUCAAAGGGUGGUAACAAGACGAAGAAAGUCAAGAAAGCUAAAAAGGACGUUGUAGAGGAUGGUGUUAGUAUCUCACUCCAACAACAAGUCAGCCUUACCUUCUCACUUAAAUACCUUAACAACUUCACAAGAUCGACACCACUCUCUAACAGAGUUACACUCUCACUAUCGAAGGACAUACCAUUGCUCUUAGAGUAUGAGUUCGCUGCUGGUCAUAUUAAAUACUUCUUAGCACCAAAGAUCGGCGAUGAAGACGCUGAGUAAGAUGCAUUUCUAUCUUUAUUGUUAAAUACCACGAGAAAAUUAAUAUUAUUUGUAUAUUCUCCUUCAUUCUCGCUCU
Molecule: messenger RNA, 1052 nt
Organism: Wallemia mellicola CBS 633.66
Lineage: Eukaryota; Fungi; Basidiomycota; Wallemiomycetes; Wallemiales; Wallemiaceae
Product: proliferating cell nuclear antigen
Exons: 4
Coding region: 20-976 (318 amino acids)
Biological process (GO): translesion synthesis; regulation of DNA replication; leading strand elongation
Cellular component (GO): PCNA complex
Molecular function (GO): DNA polymerase processivity factor activity; DNA binding
Source: RefSeq, a predicted model, not a curated record